UUUACUACUGCACAAGGGUUUAUGGGCAUUGGACCAGCGGCAAUGGCGGUUGAAGAUAGGGUGGUGAUUCUAUAUGGCAGUAUCGUACCUUUGAUCUUGCGACGUUGUGAAAGCAGCGGAAAUUUCAAGCUUGUAGGAGAAUGUUAUGUUCAUGGAAUAAUGGAAGGAGAGGCA
This is a messenger RNA of Aplosporella prunicola CBS 121167, 174 nucleotides long. RefSeq lists its product as uncharacterized. The record is from RefSeq and is a predicted model, not a curated record. NCBI's taxonomy places the organism in Eukaryota, Fungi, Ascomycota, Dothideomycetes, Botryosphaeriales, Aplosporellaceae. The transcript has a single exon. The annotation marks the transcript as partial.